AUGGACAAGAAAAAUGGUAUUCGGAGGGCAAAGAGGCCCUCGAAGGCGUUGGAAGAAAAUUAUUGGGAUUGUAGUGUUUGCACAUAUAGAAAUAACGCGGAAGCCUUCAAAUGCUCAAUGUGUGACGUUAGAAAAGGCACUUCUACCCGCAAACCUCGCAUCAACCCAGCCCUGGUGGCAGCCCAAGCGGCCGGCACAGCGCCCACGAGCUCACAGAAGCGACCACGCUCCGCCAAUUCGCUCAAGAAGAAGCGUCGACAUCCGCCACGACUUAGCAACGUCGACCGAAGUUCGGCGCAAACCAGAGAGGUAACCGUCAGUGGAGUCACUGUAGUGAUAACAGAGUAUAAACCGAAGAAAUCCGUCUCCAGCAGCUCCAGUGACGUGGAGUCGUCAAACGACGCCCGGCCAUGA
Messenger RNA from Parnassius mnemosyne (clouded apollo), 414 nucleotides. Lineage: Eukaryota; Metazoa; Arthropoda; Insecta; Lepidoptera; Papilionidae. The record is from the annotation of a GenBank genome assembly.